CAGCCACUGUCUUUCCGUUCAGCGGCUUUUAUCCAAAAUAAAAGAUGGCGGACGAAAUGACAACUUCACCCGAGAAUACCAUCGGAACACCAAGAAACCCUCCGGUUAGCUUCGGAAAUGCUGCGUACAUAAGCUGUGUAACUUUCGCCUCGAUGAUCGGCGGAUUCGGCCUUUCUCUAGGGAUGGCUAGGCGGCGAAACCCGGACGCAUUUGUUGGGGGACAAAACGAAGGUGUCAAGCUUGCGUCACGUGCUUUGGCGUGGGGUACAGUGUACGCGUUCACAGGUGUAGGAGCCGUGGUGUUAGGAGUGAAGACUGCACUCGGAGUGAAGGAUGCAAAAGAAUUUGGAGAUAAAAUGAAAUCGUCUACGUUCUUUGAGAAAUGGAGACUACCAAGAGAUAAUGGCAUCAAUGCAGGCACUUCUUCAGACACUUCAAUAUUUGAUUCAAGUCAAGAAAAGAGUUGAAUGAGGAAAAACUAUAAAUUACUAUCUGUAAAUAAUGAAUUAUUUUUUUUGUACAUUUAGUAUGUUGCAAAGUAAAUUGAAUAAACAGU
Messenger RNA from Nematostella vectensis (starlet sea anemone), 556 nucleotides. Its product is annotated as transmembrane protein 242. Lineage: Eukaryota; Metazoa; Cnidaria; Anthozoa; Actiniaria; Edwardsiidae. The coding region runs from base 45 to 467 and encodes 140 amino acids. The record is from RefSeq and is a predicted model, not a curated record. The transcript is spliced from 2 exons.